AAAAAACUAAUGUGCGAUGUCAUCAAUGAGCGACCGGACCCCGCAUGGUAGCCUGUUGAUGUUUGGACGGCACUUGCUAAGGGUCAGCAUGGCCAGGCAGUGGUCUGAGGGCCACUCCACAUCCAUCCUGUGUGUUGGGGCAUCUUUGGGACCCGAGUGCCUACUCGCCUCAGGCUCAGAAGGUGGAGAGGUCACAUUGUGGAGUCAAGAGGGAACGAUCAUAGGCCGUCUCACUCUCCCUGGUGAGGAGGAUAGCACUAGUGUUGUGUUUUCUCAUGCAGCUCCCGUACAGUUGUACGUGUCACAUGGAGACGCAGUGAGUGUACUCGACCCCCGAAACCUUAAGGGCCCUGUGGAGGAGUUUCAGGGUGCAGGGGAGGAGGAGAUCAAUGCGUUGGCCCUCAAUGAGACGGGUUCAGCCCUGGCAGUAGCUGAUGACUCCGGGGCGGUCCGGGUACUGGAGCUUCCUGGAGGAAAAGUGUGCAGGACUCUUCGUAGACACACUAACAUUUGCUCCUCUGUUGCUUUUCGGCCACACAGGCCCAACAACCUAAUUUCUGCUGGACUCGACAUGCAGGUGAUGCUUUGGGGUCUGCAAAAGACUCGUCCUCUUUGGACCCUGAACCUCCAGGAUGUGGCAGAGGAAGAAGGUGACGAUCAGCAGCGUCCUGGGCAGCUUUUUAAUCCGCCACUGGUCCACUGUGUCUCUGUGGCGAGUUGUGGGAACAUUCUGGGUUGUGCGGCAGAGGACGGGCGAGUGCAUGUGAUGCGGAUCGGCAGCGGCUCUAAACUCGACCAGCAGGGAGCAGUCAAGGCUCACAGUCAGGGGGCCUCACAAGCCCACUUUGUAAAUUUCCUUUCACACCCACACUGGCUCCUCACUGGGGGAAAUGACUGCCAGGUUGCCCUGUGGGACCUCAGUAAGCACCCAGUGGUGACUCCAGAGGAAAAGGCUGGAGUGACGGCUACCCCACGCAGGAAGAGCAAGAGCAAAGCAAAGAGGAAAGACCAAUCCCAGAAUAAAGCCAAGACCCCACCAAAGGUUGAAGCAGAGAAAGAAGAAGUGGACGAUGAAGAGGCAGCAUGUGCACAAGAGGUGACGGAGGAGAAGUCUGGCCCCAAACUUUGCAUCAGUCAUGGGGACAAAGUGAACUGGCUGUGCCCUGUUGUGCUGAAAGGAGAACCAAGUGUGGUGGUUGCAGAUCAGAGCUCCAGCCUGACCGUGUACCCUCUGUCUCCACUUUAGAUUCACUUUGCAUCAUGCUCUUUCAUAUUUUGUCUUGCCUUAUUUUAAACUUGUGUUUUUGAAACUCUGUAAGGUGUGUUCAGAACAAAGGUGUAGCAGAUUGUUGCCUCGUGUUACUUUCUGUGGAGUAUUUAGCAAUUAGAGAAUAUUUGGCGCCAAUAGGCGUACCUCCAAAUAUAUCAUAGAAAUGUUUAUUUCAGCAAUCAGACUGUAAUUACUCUUCCUGGCAUGCACCUGAUGUGGAACUCGCAAAUAUGCUGUUGUGUUGUUUCUCCCUAACAGUACUGGCAUUCUAUUAUAGAGCUUCGGGUGCCCACAAAUGGCAACAAUCAGUUCUCAUUUCUCAAUUUCCUAUUCUUGGUGAUGGCAGAAGAGUCUCAAGAGUUUGUAUGUUAUCGUAAAGAGCUGAAGCUGCUUUGCAUUUUGUCUGAGCAGACCCUAGAGUAUACACUCCAGUUUGAUGAUGUAUGAACCUGUUGAUGGUGUUUUAAAUAGUGACUAGCAUUGGGAUUUUGCAUUAAACAAACACUGGUGUUUCAAAAAGCACUGAAACAAACAAA
Messenger RNA from Eleginops maclovinus (Patagonian blennie), 1806 nucleotides. It is a transcript of the gene wdr53, whose product is annotated as WD repeat domain 53. NCBI's taxonomy places the organism in Eukaryota, Metazoa, Chordata, Actinopteri, Perciformes, Eleginopidae. Gene Ontology annotation, molecular function: protein binding. The record is from RefSeq and is a predicted model, not a curated record. Bases 17 to 1246 code for a protein of 409 amino acids. The transcript is spliced from 3 exons.